Salmo salar (Atlantic salmon) is the source of this 917-nucleotide messenger RNA. RefSeq names its product avidin (gene avd). Gene Ontology annotation, molecular function: biotin binding. Lineage: Eukaryota; Metazoa; Chordata; Actinopteri; Salmoniformes; Salmonidae. The record is from RefSeq and is marked provisional.
UUACGUUUUCUGAGGGAAGUUUCUGUGAUCGAACUCAGAAUGAUCCCACUGACUUUCGAAAUCGUGCGCCUCGACAUCUGAAUUCCUAGGGAUUUUUUCUACUUGAGUCUGAUAUACACCGUUGUGGUCCUCAUAUGUAUUCAUCGAAACGAUUUGUUGGUCGUGAUGGUCGUCGUCGCUGUUCACCGUGUUAUCAUACCACUCUCCUCUCGGAUUCAGUCGUCGUCUGUACAAAGCAUCCGGAAGAAGAGUCAUACAUCGGGUUAAAGAUGGGGGAUUUAAAAGCGGAGUAUCAUCAACAACAGUUGAUGGCAACCGUUGGGGAUCAACCUCCCACUGCUCAGGCAAUCCCAUGCAAUGUGACGGGAGUGUGGCGAAAUGAGUUGGGCUCUGUGCUUGCUAUUGAGGCGGUUGGUUCUGAGCUCAGAGGCCUUUAUCAGAGUGCAGUGGCGACUGCUCCAGGAGUCACGGGUCCAGAACAGGCCAAGCUACUGGGUGUGACUGGUAAUCAGGGUCUGCAAACCUCUGUGGCUUUCUCUGUGUUAUGGGAGGCAGGUUCCUGUAGCUCUUGGGUUGGUCAGUGUUUCGAACUGCCUGAUGGGAAGCGAGUGCUGAAGACCCUGUGGAUGUUGCGCUCUGUGGCUUCAGGCCCUGCAGACAACUGGAAGAGUACCAGGCUGGGAGAGGACACUUUCGUCUUCAUUUCCUGAAAGCAGAAUGUACUGAUCACCUGGCAAUGCUGCAUUUGGUUUGCUGCCCUCUACUGAUAUUUCUAUGAGAGUUCAAAGAAAUAAUCUGUUUUAAUACUCUCUGGGCUGCCCUCUCAUCCAUGCCAUAAAUUAUGAUAUGUGUUCAAUUCAUGAAUAAAAAUGUGUCAUUUACCUUGUCUUGCCUGACAUAAAUAAAAGUUUCAACUC